This is a messenger RNA of Cladocopium goreaui, 2211 nucleotides long. Lineage: Eukaryota; Dinophyceae; Suessiales; Symbiodiniaceae. The record is from the annotation of a GenBank genome assembly.
AUGGAGACAUCGUCGCCUGCCGCCGCAGCCCGUCCAAAAACUUCUGGCACUACAUCGGGCCCCAUGACCUUGCCCACCAUCCCGCUCAGUACGCAUGAGCUUCGAGUGCGCUGGACGCAGGCGGACGAUCACAGCCUGAACCGCAUUUUGGGGUAUUUUCGCCUCAAUACUCCCAAUUGCGAGGUCAACGAGUUCAUCAUUCCCAUCGAGCUCGACGCCGACCACAACACUGUGCCGCCUUUGGAUCGGUGGAAUGGCCUGGUCGUCCCAUGGGACCAUGACUUGAGCCCGCUCAAGUACAUCAUGUUCUUGGUGUGCGAUCGCAUCCUGUACGACCAGAUCAGAGCCUAUGCCAUCCGUGCCAUGGACGGACUGCUUGACUUGAGGUGUGGCUCCAGCCAACGGUCAGCAGGUUAUACCGCGAAGAUGGUCCUGGCAUUGACCCCUCCUGCAGACCUGAUCUAUCGUGUGGGCACCCUCGCCACCGAAGCGGAGCAUUUGGCGGCCCAGGUGAAUGACCUCAGGGACGAAAUCCGUCACCUCAAGUUGCAAGUUGGCAUGCGGGAUCUUCGGCUGCAUCAGCUCCGAGACACGCUGGGGAUCGUUGUGGAAUCCUUGUGCGCGAUGGACCCUUCGUUGAUCCCACUCUUUCCAGGUCUUUCAGUACCUCCUGGCCAGCUUGUGGACCCAGUGGAUGCCCCGGACGGUUUGAUUGACGCUGAACUUCAUGAAGACUGUGAAGGUUUUGGAGAGGAACCCUUGUCCACUGCAGGUGAAAUGGCAUCAUCCGCCGGCGUUUCAUUACAGGACACAGGCAGUGAUACAAGUCGCAUUUUGUUGUCUAGUGGAGAUCACGCUGCAUGGUUUGCACAUUCGUUGCUCACAAACGUCGAUCUCGUCAGCACGAAACUUCCGUGGGAACAAGGCAUCUUUGCAGAACUGCUCAAUGAUGGUGAUGGAUUGCCGGAUAUAGUGCCGAAGAUUGAGAUAUCGAAUCAAGGCCAACACAAUGACCUGGCGAUGGCUCUUGAAGCCUGCAGGGCCGAAGUCUCUGAAGCUGCCCAACCUCAUAUGGCAGCAGGUGAGAGUGCAAUUUACCCAGCAUUCGUGAAGAGCAUCACGGACAAGGACUAUGCAACCAAACGCACAUCCCUCAUGGACGCUGCCAUCAAGUUCUUGCCGGAUGCGCCAGGAAGAGAUUUCUUUCCGACAUUCCCUCCGACACCGCCUAUCCAGAGGCAUGUCAUGAGCCAAGGUGAAUUGGGCCCAGUCGAAGUUGAGUGCAAGCAAGAAGAUCACCCAAGCGAGGUUGUGGAGGGUGAAAUUAUUGUCAGCUCGGAUGAAUCCGACUCGUCAUCGUCUAGUGACGCUGAAAGCUCUGCUUCCAGUGCGAUUGAGGUGUCCUUCAUCCUCAUGCCAUUGCCGAGCAGAUCCACACCGAAGACUGAGACCAAGCCAUCGCCGUCCUUUCCCAAGGCCAAGCCGCAUGCGGGGCCCAGGAGCACCCCAAAACAGCUGUGCCAAACCAUGCUCCAGACCCUCUCGGAAUGGUCCGCCCUUGCCAAAGAUCUGCAGAAAGAAGAGCGAAACAUUCACGCAGCCCUUCCAGAUCAUGCCAGAGUUAUUUUGCAAGGGAAACGAAUCCUUCUUUGGAAAACCCUUUUGGAGCGCUACAACUAUGACGACAUGGAAGUGGUCGAUGAGCUCUUGAAGGGAGUUGAUCUUGUGGGCUCUGUGGGCCAAGUUCCAUCGAUGACAUCGGCCUUCAAGCCAGCCACCAAAUCUGUCGGUGAACUGAGAGAAGGUGCCAAGGCAUCCAGGGAUGCGACACUGGCCGGCAUGAGAAGCUUCCCGGAACACAAGCAGACUGUGAUUUUUGAAGCGGAGCUCAUUGCAGUCAUCGUUGCAGUCAAACUUUGGAAGAACGACUUGUUGGACAGACCUGUUGUGAUCUUUGUUGACAACAACAGUGCAAGAGAUGUUGCAGUUUCUGGAUCGGCGAGAACCGUAACACCUCUGAAACUCGUCAACCUUUUGCUCACACUGGAGGAUGAGCUCUCCAUCAUCCCUUGGUAUGCUAGAGUGCCUUCCAAGUCGAACCCUGCAGAUGAGCCAUCCAGAAGUGACAAAGAGAUCGAAUCCCUUGGACAAAGAGCUGUGAAGAGUGAGGUUGAAGCUGCGGUCCAGUUCAUUCUUUCAUGCAUCAAUUAA